This is a messenger RNA of Urocitellus parryii (Arctic ground squirrel), 943 nucleotides long. It is a transcript of the gene Kcne2, whose product is annotated as potassium voltage-gated channel subfamily E regulatory subunit 2. Gene Ontology annotation, cellular component: membrane; voltage-gated potassium channel complex. Gene Ontology annotation, biological process: negative regulation of delayed rectifier potassium channel activity; regulation of heart rate by cardiac conduction; potassium ion export across plasma membrane. Lineage: Eukaryota; Metazoa; Chordata; Mammalia; Rodentia; Sciuridae. The record is from RefSeq and is a predicted model, not a curated record. Gene Ontology annotation, molecular function: delayed rectifier potassium channel activity; potassium channel regulator activity; voltage-gated potassium channel activity involved in ventricular cardiac muscle cell action potential repolarization.
CCACCACCACCACCCUGUACUUGUUAAUGUGGCAAAAUGCUGUAUAAAAGCUGAAACCUGUUCAUUCCGUGCCAUUGUAGUUGACAUGAAGUGAUUAUACUGCCUUUGAUUUCUCUCUGGUUUAUUAAAAGGCUGACUGUAACAAAACAAAACAAAAAACAAAAAAAAAAAAGGAGGAGGAAAUAUCACUCUCCCUCUGUAUCCCUCCCUCCUCUCCCAAAUGCUGAAAGGAUCUGCUUCCUCAACCUCGUUCAUCUAUUUUAUUGUUUAAAUCACAGCAGGAGGGAACCAUGCCUUCCUUACUCAAUUUGACCCAGACGCUGGAAGACGUCUUCCGAAGGGUUUUUAUCACAUACAUGGACAACUGGCGCAGGAACACCACAGAGGAGCAGGCGGCACUCCAGGCCAAGGUGGAUGCUGAGAACUUCUACUACGUCAUCCUGUACCUCAUGGUGAUGAUAGGGAUGUUCUCCUUCAUCGUCGUCGCCAUCCUGGUGAGCACUGUGAAAUCCAAGAGGCGCGAGCACUCCCAGGACCCCUACCACCAGUACAUCGUGGAGGACUGGCAGGAAAAGUACAAGAGUCAGAUUCUGCAUCCAGAGGAAUCAAAGGCCACCAUCCAUGAGAACGUGGGUGCAGCGGGGUUCAAAAUGUCUCCUUGAUAAGGCAGAAAGAGACAAAGCCAACCUCUGACAUCCAGGUGUGAGGAGGUGCCUGCGCUCCCAAGCAGAUCCAGAUUGUCAUUGUAUAAAGAGAUCGAGUUCCUCUCCCUGUUGAGACCUUUCAUGGAGGUGAUGUGCUGGCCAACUGAGAUGGAAGACAUUUCAAUCUCAGUGACUUAUGCUUGCCUAUUGGAGUAAUAAUUUGAGCAUUUUCUAUGCAAUAUAAAUGUCAUUUAAAUCAAUGUCAGUAGUAAGAAUAAAGCCAAAUUUCAAGCCAAGGA